This is a messenger RNA of Gopherus flavomarginatus (Mexican gopher tortoise), 1388 nucleotides long. RefSeq names its product glycerol-3-phosphate dehydrogenase 1 (gene GPD1). The record is from RefSeq and is a predicted model, not a curated record. The transcript is spliced from 8 exons. Gene Ontology annotation, biological process: glycerol-3-phosphate catabolic process; carbohydrate metabolic process. Gene Ontology annotation, molecular function: NAD binding; glycerol-3-phosphate dehydrogenase [NAD(P)+] activity; protein homodimerization activity. The coding region runs from base 12 to 1115 and encodes 367 amino acids. Lineage: Eukaryota; Metazoa; Chordata; Testudines; Testudinidae. Gene Ontology annotation, cellular component: glycerol-3-phosphate dehydrogenase (FAD) complex; cytosol.
GCCCACCCUGCAUGGAGGGGGCGUUAUAUGCCCCCCGUCCUGGGGGUGCGGCGCAGUCGCCGACCAUGAGCGGCCGGAAAGUCUGUGUCGUGGGCUCCGGGAACUGGGGCUCAGCCAUCGCCAAGAUCGUGGGCAGCAAUGCCGCCAAGCUGGAGCAGUUUGAGACCACAGUGAACAUGUGGGUAUUUGAGGAGGAGGUGGGUGGGAAGAAGCUCACGGAAAUCAUCAACACGCAACAUGAGAACGUCAAAUACCUGCCAGGGCACAAGCUGCCACCCAAUGUGGUGGCGGUGCCAGACCUGCUGAAGGCCUCAACUGGGGCAGACAUCCUCAUCUUUGUGGUGCCCCACCAGUUCAUCGGCAAACUCUGUGAGCAGCUCAAAGACCAUGUGAAGAAGGAGACCAUCGGGGUAUCGCUCAUCAAGGGGGUGGAUGAGGGCCCAGAGGGGCUGAAGCUGAUCUCACACGUUAUCCAUGAAUGGCUGGGCAUCGAGAUGAGCGUCCUGAUGGGGGCCAAUAUUGCCAACGAAGUGGCAGAGGAGAAGUUCUGCGAAACGACCAUUGGCUGCAAGAACCUGGAGCAUGGGCAAAUCUUGAAGGAGCUGAUGCAGACGCGCAACUUCCGGAUCACCGUGGUACCAGAGGCUGACACUGUGGAGAUCUGCGGGGCCCUCAAGAACGUUGUAGCUGUAGGGGCUGGUUUCUGUGAUGGCCUGAGCUUUGGGGACAACACCAAGGCAGCUGUGAUUCGCCUCGGGCUGAUGGAGAUGAUCACCUUUGCCAAGCUCUUCUGCAAAGGCCCUGUCACCUCGUCCACCUUCCUGGAGAGCUGUGGGAUCGCCGACCUUAUCACCACCUGCUAUGGUGGCAGGAACCGCAGGGUGGCCGAGGCUUUUGCCAGGACUGGGAAGUCCAUUGAGCAGUUGGAGAAGGAGAUGCUGAAUGGACAGAAGCUGCAGGGUCCCCAGACGGCUGCCGAGCUGAACCACAUCCUCAAACAGAAGAACCUGGCAGAGAAGUUCCCCCUCUUCACUGCUGUGUAUCAGAUUUGCUACGAGGACAAACCCGUCGCUGAAUUCAUCAAGUGCCUCCAGAACCAUCCUGCCCACAUGUAACUAGGCCCUGUCCACUGAACCGCUGGGACGAGGAGAGCCACUGGUGCAGCAUGAGCUUUCAUGUACAGAGACACUGGAUCCUCCAUGAGCCAUGGCAGACCAUGGGUAAGGUAGGGGGAGGGGCUCUUCCAUGGCCCUGGGACUGGCUAGCCCUCUGCCUGUCGAUGCUUUCUUGAUUCUAUAUGGAAGCACCAAAUUAAACUCCCUCCUUUUCUGGGGCAUCUAAAAUUUGCUGGUCCCCAGGAUAUCCUCCUUGGGGAGGACAUGGCCUCA